Molecule: messenger RNA, 1219 nt
Organism: Babjeviella inositovora NRRL Y-12698
Lineage: Eukaryota; Fungi; Ascomycota; Pichiomycetes; Serinales
Product: alkene reductase
Exons: 1
Coding region: 58-1200 (380 amino acids)
Molecular function (GO): NADPH dehydrogenase activity; FMN binding
Source: RefSeq, a predicted model, not a curated record
UUCUUUAACCAGAAUGUAGUUUAACAAUCAUAGGCUAUUAUAUCAACCUCUUCUACAAUGACUAUCCAACCUUUAGCUGACACCAACCUCUUCAAGCCGAUCCAAGUGGGUCGCUAUCAGCUCCAACACCGUGUUGUCUUGCCUCCAUUGACCAGAUACAGGAAUGAUACCGACCAGGCGCCUACUGAGCUUGCAGUUGAGUAUUAUGGUCAGAGAUCUUCCAAGGUCGGUACAUUGUUGGUCACCGAAGCCACUUUCAUCUCCGCCGCUGCCGGUGGCUAUGAUCUAGCUCCAGGUAUAUGGUCCGGGAAGCAAGUCACCCAGUGGAACAGGGUGUUUAACAAGGUGCACGAAAACAAGUCCUUUAUUUUUGUCCAGCUUUGGCACUUGGGCAGAGCUUCGAAACCUGAUGGGUUGAAAGCCCGUGGCUUGCCAUACGUCUCUUCUUCCGCCAAUUACAUCACGGAUGAAGACAAACAACUUGCAAAAAAGGUUGGUAAUGAACUCAGAGCCUUGACUGUCGAUGAGAUCAAGCAAACUGUCAAGGAUUACGCACAAGCCGCCGCCAACGCCAUCAAGGCUGGGGCCGACGGUGUGGAGAUCCACGGUGCCAAUGGUUAUUUGCCAGAUCAGUUCAUCCAAUCCACCUCCAACACGAGAACUGACCAGUACGGUGGUAGCGUGGAGAACCGUGUCCGAUUUGUGUUGGAAAUUGUGGAUGCCAUCGUGGCUGAAGUUGGUGCUGAUAGAACUGGUAUCAGAUUAUCUCCAUGGGGUCUUAUUGCGGGAAUGGGUGGAGCUGCAUACAACCCAGAGGAGACGUUUGGGUACCUCUUGGAACAGCUUGAAAAGAGAGCGCAGGAAGGUAAGAGGUUAGCUUACAUUCACUUGGUUGAGCCAAGAUAUGGCCGUGAGUCCAUGCACAUUGGGAGUGGGGUAGUUCCUGGCGACAAUGCUUUUGCGUUUGAGAAGUGGACUGGUGUGGUUAUCAGAGCUGGUGCAUACCAUGAGGACUACAACCACAUCAAGGGUCACGUUAACCAGAACGACAGAAGCUUGAUAGCUUUUGGUAGGACCUUCAUUGCCAACCCUGACUUGCCGGAGAGGUUGGAAAAGGGGUGGGAGUUGAACCAAUACAAUAGAGACGACUUUUACGGUGUUGGAGCAAAAGGCUACACCGAUUAUCCUUUCCACAAGUAACUUCGGUCAGAGAUUUUUC